Phytophthora sojae is the source of this 276-nucleotide messenger RNA. RefSeq lists its product as hypothetical. NCBI's taxonomy places the organism in Eukaryota, Oomycota, Peronosporomycetes, Peronosporales, Peronosporaceae. The record is from RefSeq and is a predicted model, not a curated record. The annotation marks the transcript as partial. The transcript has a single exon.
CUUGCCAGGAAAUGGGGCGUGCCCGCCAAGCACGGGGACGUGCCCGAUGCCUACGUGAAGGCGGACAAGGAAGAAGAAUUGCGGAUUUACAUCCGUGUGCCGCAAGUAAUUAAGAUCCCCGAGGAGAUCUUGAAGGAACGCGUCGUGGAGACUGACGCUGAGGUAGUGCUAGAGCUCAAGAAGGCGCUGUACGGGCUGAAACAAGCCGGUCGACUCAGGAGCAAGCUGCUGCUCUUGAAGCUCGUGGAGAUUGGCUUCCACCAGAGCCUCGUAGAC